Molecule: messenger RNA, 2803 nt
Organism: Frankliniella occidentalis (western flower thrips)
Lineage: Eukaryota; Metazoa; Arthropoda; Insecta; Thysanoptera; Thripidae
Product: putative inorganic phosphate cotransporter
Exons: 8
Coding region: 100-1647 (515 amino acids)
Biological process (GO): monoatomic anion transport; transmembrane transport
Molecular function (GO): transmembrane transporter activity
Source: RefSeq, a predicted model, not a curated record
CCGGGCGGGCAGCGGGCGCCAGCUGAGAGAGGCUCGCCCGCCUGCCCGCCACGGACGGUCCCGACACCCGGAACACACCUCCACCCCCCGAGCUCCGUCAUGACUUGGAAGUCGGAGACGAGCAUCGCCGUGGACGCCAAGGUCGCCCACAGUACGAGCACAGAGCAGCUCACCGAGGACGCGGCCAAGGACGUGCCAAAAUGGACGGGGGUGCGGCACUUCACCACGCUCAUGCUCUUCCUGGGCAUGGCCAACGCCUACAUCAUGCGGACCAACAUGUCGGUCGCCAUCGUGGCCAUGGUGAACCAGACGGCCGUGCUCAAACCUGAGACCCUGACCAACGAGUGCCCGGCCAACGAGUACGAGCCAGAAGAGCGGGCCGAGGACGGAGCCUUCAUAUGGGACUCGGAGGAGCAGAGCAUCAUCCUCAGCUCCUUCUUCUACGGCUACGUCGUCACGCAGAUCCCCUUCGGCAUCCUCGCCAAACGGUUCGGCGCCAAGUACUUCCUGGGCGUCGGCAUGCUCAUCAACUCCGUGUUCGGGCUGCUGGUGCCGCUGGCCGCCAACCACGGCGAGGGCUGGAUGAUCGUGGUGCGCUUCGUGCAGGGGCUGGGCGAGGGCCCCAUCGUGCCCUGCACGCACGCCAUGCUCUCCAACUGGAUCCCGCCCAACGAGCGCAGCAAGCUGGGCGCCUUCGUCUAUGCCGGCGCCCAGCUGGGCACGGUCAUCUCGCUGCCGCUGAGCGGGCUGCUCUCCCGCGCCAGCUUCGGCGGCGGCUGGCCCUCCAUCUUCUACGUGUUCGGCGCGGUGGGCGCGCUCUGGUCGCUCGCCUUCCUCUUCACCGUCUACGAGGACCCCAACUCGCACCCGACCAUCCGCGAGUCGGAGCGGACGUACAUCAACGAGGCCGUCUGGGGCAAGGUCGUCGAGGAGCCCGGCGCCGUCCCCUGGCUGUCCAUCUUCAAGUCCAUGCCUUUCUGGGCCAUCCUGGCGGCGCACAUGGGCCAGAACUACGGCUACGAGACGCUGCUCACCCAGCUGCCCUCGUUCAUGAAGCAGAUCCUCCACGUCAACAUCAAAGACAACGGUUGGCAGUCCGCCCUGCCGUACCUCUGCAUGUGGAUCUUCUCCAACAUGUGUUCCGUGUGCGCGGACUGGCUCAUCUGGAAGAGGGGCAUGACGGCCACCUUCACCAGGAAGCUCCUCAACGCCAUCGGUCUGCUCGGGCCGGCCUUCUGCAUGAUCGGCGCGUCCUACACGGGCUGCUCCGGGGCGGCCACCGUGGCGCUGCUGUCCGUGGGCGUGGGGCUCAUGGGCGCCACCAUGAGCGCGUACCGCAUCAACCACCUCGACAUCUCGCCCCGCUACGCCGGCGUGCUCAUGGCCAUCACCAACUGCGUGGCCAACCUCUUUGCGCUGCUCGCGCCCCUCAUAGCGGGCAAGAUCACCAACCACAAGCCGACGCAAGCAGCGUGGCGCACGGUCUUCUUCAUCAGCGCGGGCGUGUACUUCGUUACGGCGCUCAUCUACCAGGUCUUUGCGUCGGGCGAGAAGCAGUCGUGGGACACCCCACCGGACAAGCCGGCGGCGCGCAAGCGCUCCGUCGUGAACACCGACCUCGGCCUCAGCCACGUCGUCUCUUCAUGAUAGUACAACGACAUCCCCAGUUGACACCAACGCGAAAGGAAACGUGUACAUGUUGGCGCACUCGGAUGCGAAAAAAACAUCGCGGGCGAGUACCCAUUAUUGUCGAGAAAUUUCCGCCAAGUGGGCUCAGGGCGAUGCGCCUCGAGCGAAGAUGUUCGUCAAACUACCGUUUGAGGUAGAGGAAAAUCUCAAAUCCGUAAUGUUAUUAUUAAUAUUUAUUUCAUAUCUGAUGAUGGGGCAGCGAGUGCAACAAAGUUUCUACCUUUGCCAGACAACUAUAUCUUUAUAAGCAAUGGUCUGUUACCGCUUUUAAAUAUCACCAUGGUUAUUGGCGGCGCCCCAAUGAAACCUCAUUGUGUAUUGAAACAUAGUUUAGAGUAAUGGUCGCAGCCGAAUUGAACCACUUUAUUGGUCUGAGACUUUUCGAUUUUUUUAUAGCGAUCUGCUUGUGGGUACAUGUGCACCUACGUCGAUCGGGACUGAUGCCCGUCCUGCCACUUCAGUUCUAAAAGAAUAUGUUGGCAGAAGGUCAUACCAUCAUUCGGUUUUCCCUUCUGAUACUGCGCGUGUACCUGACAUGUAAGAGUGCUCUGUGAUGUUAGCUAGGUGUAAGAUUUAAUUAUUAGUUGUUAUAGAUGGGGUUGAAAUUCUUAGCCGUCUUCAUUACCGCUGGUAUCGUGUCAUAUGCUCCUGGAACGGGAUGUAAACCCCUACCUCUAAGCCCUGGUAUCACAAUACUCAGAGCAUCCACGGCUUACAGCAACUUUAGAUGUAGACAUAUUCCUGAUUGUUCUAAAACAAAGUACCAUUUGUUUUUUGAAAUGCAUUGUUUAGUGUCGGUUGUUGUCUAUCAUGGUGGUCAUGGUCACGUGGUGCACUAAAGUCCUUAUAGACAGGUGGUGGUAUACUGAAGACUGUAAAGGACAUUCAGGCUACAUUUUUCUUUUUAUUUCGCCUCAUCUAACUUUUAAAAUAUAAAUUACAAAGAGUUUAAGUUACAAGAGAGAACUGGAGAAGACUGCUGAUGUCGUGUGUACGUGUUAAUUGAGAGAGAGACGUGUUUGUGGCAUGCGUUCCCGGGAACAAACGCCUUUUAUUUAUUGGUUGUGAAAAUAACUUUUUUUUAUAUAAAACAAAAUAAAAUAUCAAAUUACUU